Messenger RNA from Durusdinium trenchii, 318 nucleotides. NCBI's taxonomy places the organism in Eukaryota, Dinophyceae, Suessiales, Symbiodiniaceae. The record is from the annotation of a GenBank genome assembly.
AUGCCGUUGGUGAAGAUCUUUUCCAAGCAGCCUUUGAAGGUGGCGGCGAGUCAGCUGCACGUGGCCUUGGCCGAGAUCUGGGGCGUUCAGGCCACUCCAGAAGUGAUGAAAGUGCUGAGCCUCAACUUCCACGAUGCCAGCGGCGGUGAAGAUGUCUACAUCGACAUCCGCGCCAAGCAGAAGCCCGAGCGGACCAACGAAGUCCUGCAAAGUUGUUGUCAGCGCACUGCCGCGCUCCUGGCUCAGCACGGCUAUUCUUCCAAAGUGCGUCUUGAGACCUACGAGCCAUCUUUGCAGUUCAGCGCGACCAGCGAGUGA